ACCAGUUGGCAGUUACCAUUCUUCCUAGCUAUUUUCUGACUGUGUGUUAGCUUAUCAAGUGCUGACGUUGGUCUUUUUAGUAGACGACGCAAAAUGGUGCAAUAUACGCAAGAGACGUAUCUGUACGAUCCGAACGUGCUGCUGAAGCUUGACUUUCAUCGCAGCCCAGCUAAAUUUCAGCCUUUCAUCUCGGCUGCCAAUCCGGGAGAGUCGUGGCUGCGGGUGCGCCCAUUAAAGGAUACGGACUAUGAUCGCGGCUUUCUGCAGCUACUCUCUCAGCUCACGAAUGUGGGCAAUAUAACACGCACACAAUUUCUGACACGCUUCUCGCAGAUGAAGGCCAGCGGUGAUUACUAUGUGACGGUCAUUGAGGAUACACGGAAGGGCGAGAUAAUUGGUGCUGCCUCGCUCAUCAUUGAGCGCAAGUUUAUACACAAUUGUGCAGUGCGCGGACGUCUUGAGGAUGUAGUGGUGAAUGACACGUAUCGUGGCAAGCAGCUGGGCAAGCUCAUUGUUGUUACCGUGUCGCUGCUAGCCGAAUACCUUGGCUGCUACAAAAUGUCGCUCGACUGCAAGGACAAGCUCAUCAAAUUCUAUGAAUCUCUGGGCUAUGUUCUCAUACCCGGCAACUCAAAUUCUAUGACCAUACGCUACGACGAGGAUACGCCAACAUUAAAGCGUAACUCCACAUCGGCUGCCACUGGCGCGGCAGGCGAUGCGUACCAAACUGUCGUUGUUAUAAUGCCCUUCAAGAGCACGUUCAUCAAAUAGCCAUCAUUUUUUACAAAAAGUAUAUAUAAAUAUAAUUAAAAAUAAACAACUAA
Drosophila mojavensis is the source of this 824-nucleotide messenger RNA. RefSeq names its product probable glucosamine 6-phosphate N-acetyltransferase (gene Gnpnat). The coding region runs from base 94 to 771 and encodes 225 amino acids. The record is from RefSeq and is a predicted model, not a curated record. Gene Ontology annotation, molecular function: glucosamine 6-phosphate N-acetyltransferase activity; monosaccharide binding. Gene Ontology annotation, cellular component: endoplasmic reticulum-Golgi intermediate compartment; endoplasmic reticulum; Golgi apparatus. NCBI's taxonomy places the organism in Eukaryota, Metazoa, Arthropoda, Insecta, Diptera, Drosophilidae. The transcript has 6 exons. Gene Ontology annotation, biological process: UDP-N-acetylglucosamine biosynthetic process.